This is a messenger RNA of Dryobates pubescens (Downy woodpecker), 2568 nucleotides long. It is a transcript of the gene KIF19, whose product is annotated as kinesin family member 19. The record is from RefSeq and is a predicted model, not a curated record. The transcript has 18 exons. Gene Ontology annotation, biological process: microtubule-based movement. Lineage: Eukaryota; Metazoa; Chordata; Aves; Piciformes; Picidae. Gene Ontology annotation, molecular function: microtubule binding; microtubule motor activity; ATP binding. The coding region runs from base 1 to 2568 and encodes 855 amino acids.
AUGAAGGAGCAGCAGCUUACAGUGGCCCUUCGCAUCCGGCCCAUCAGCGAAGCAGAAGCAGAGGAGGGAGCUGCCCUCAUUGCCCACAGACUGGGGGAGCAGAGGGUGGUGCUGAUGGAUCCAAGUGAAGAUCCAGAUGACAUCUUGCGAGCUAACAGAUCCCGAGAAAAAACAUUUGUGCUUGACGUGGUUUUUGAUCACACAGCAACCCAGGAGGAAGUAUAUGUGUCCACAACCAAAAGCCUGAUAGAAGGAGUCAUUUCUGGCUACAAUGCAACCAUCUUUGCAUAUGGUCCAACAGGAGCAGGGAAAACGUACACAAUGCUAGGCACAGCCUGUGAUCCGGGGAUUUACAUCCGCACUCUCGGUGACCUCUUUAAGGCGCUUGAAGCUACCGAGGAGCUGGAUUACAGCGUCUCCAUGUCCUACCUGGAGGUCUAUAAUGAAGUGAUUCGUGAUCUUCUGAACCCAUCCUCAGGGUUCUUAGACCUGAGAGAAGAUCCCAGAGGUAACAUCCAGAUAGCAGGAAUUACAGAAGUCUCCACUACAAACGCUCAGGAGAGCAUGCAGCUGUUGAUGAAAGGAAACAAGCAACGCACUCAGGAACCCACUGCUGCCAACCAGACGUCCUCCCGCUCGCACGCACUGCUGCAGGUGACGGUGACGCAGAAGAGCCAAAGGAAGGAGACAGGCGAGGAAGUGAGAACUGGAAAGCUUUUCAUGGUCGACUUGGCAGGGUCAGAGAGAGCAGCCCAGACACAGAACCGGGGCAAGAGGAUGAAGGAAGGAGCCCACAUCAACCGCUCUCUGCUGGCUUUGGGCAACUGCAUCAAGGCUCUGAGCGAGAAGGGGGCAAACCGCACCCACUUCGUCAAUUUUCGAGACAGCAAACUCACACGGCUGCUGAAGGACUCCUUAGGAGGCAACAGCAGGACUGUUAUGAUUGCACAUAUCAGCCCAGCCAGCACCUCCUUUGAAGAAUCUCGAAUGACCUUGAUCUAUGCCCAUCGAGCAAAAAACAUCAAGACACAGGUAAAAUGUAACCUGCAGAAUGUCUCCUACCACAUCAACAAGUACAGCAGCAUCAUCGCAGACCUCCGCAGCGAGAUCGAGCGCCUGAAGGCGAGGGUCAAAGAUCAGGAGAAGGAGAAGUGUGCAGUCAGCUCCAGCCUUGGGGAUAUGCAAGCAGAGAAGCACCCAGGCUCUGAGGCACACAAUGGCCAAGUGGUGAACACCUUGAAGGAGCAGCUGAUGGGGGCUUUCCGGGAGCAAAUGGAGAUGCGCCACAGCCUGAUGGAGCUGGAGAACACCACCAUUGAGCUGCACAUUGAUACCUGCAGACACCUCCUGAUGGUCACAGACUGGGAACGAGAGAAGGCUCAAGGUGCAUGCAAGCCAGCAAAGGAGGAGAAAGAUGCAAACAAAGAGGAAGAAGACAGUGAAGUGCAUAUAGAUUCACCUGAACCUCAUGAAAUUAGAGUAGCAAGAGAAGAGAUCAACCUGCUGCUGGCAGAACAGCGCAAGAUGGUGGCCCUGAGGAUGGAGCUGGAGCAGCAGUUAGCAAAUGCCAAGGAAAGAGCUUCCCAGAUGGAGGAGUUUUUCCCUAGACAAAUCACCAGUGAGGAUCAGCAGGAGGUGCUAAGGCUCCUCUGCAGAGCCCAUGAGCUUGAGCUUGGCAACACAGAGCUGCAGACAAAUACACUGUGCAAGGAGAAUCUAUUAUGCCAGAAGGAUUUGGUGAUCCAGCAACUGCAGCAGCAUAUGCUGCUCUGUGAAGAAAUUAUUUGGCAGCAGCAGAAGCUGUUAAAAGCCCAGAACAUUCCUGUUCCAGAGACCUUGGAGCAGUUACAUGACCUGCACCUUUCUGAGCUGGAGGAGGGGAUGCUGAACCGCCUGCUCCUGCUGCAUUCAAUGAUGUCCAGCAUGCUCAGGCCCCACAACAGCCCUUCUCUGAAUGUAAAUCAGCAUCUGGAUCCUAAUAAAGAUGAGAUCAGAAAGGGUCUACCUGGGAACAUGAAAGAUCUUCCCUGGGGGGUGAAGUUUGACAUAUCCUCCAUCAAGCCAGACAGUGACAGCUGCAGAUCAUCCAAAACCUCACCCUGCAGGAAGGAGGGCUCUCAGGACACUCAUCUCAGCCCAACUUUCUCCGGUUUACCAAAGAGCCCAGUUCAGCAGAGGGGACCCCACAAGAGGGGCUGCCGAAAGCAAAGGCUCCUGCAAGCACCAGCCAGCAGAGCAAUGCUGGUCACCUCAAAGGACGGCUCCUACAGAAGCAAGUCAAGAACUACUGGUCUAGAACGCAAAAAGCUGGGUUUUCUUCCACGAAACAGCUUGAAGGUGGCUACAUCCAACUGUGAGCUCCAGCAAGCAACGAUGUCAGCUCUUGGGAUGCUGCGUCCGUCUGGGGACGAGGACUGCUGCUACCACAUCCAUCGCUGGCUCUUCUUCCUCGUUCUGCCCGAGGCAGAAGGAAGAUUCAUCACUCCUGCAGCCCCCAGUCUGCGGAGACAUUACACCCCAGCAGGGCUGGGGCGUGAGUCCUCCACCCAACCUGCCACGCAUUUAUAG